Messenger RNA from Callorhinchus milii (elephant shark), 3924 nucleotides. RefSeq names its product angiopoietin 2a (gene angpt2a). Gene Ontology annotation, biological process: Tie signaling pathway. Lineage: Eukaryota; Metazoa; Chordata; Chondrichthyes; Chimaeriformes; Callorhinchidae. The record is from RefSeq and is a predicted model, not a curated record. The transcript is spliced from 9 exons. Gene Ontology annotation, molecular function: receptor tyrosine kinase binding. Bases 45 to 1526 code for a protein of 493 amino acids.
CACUUCAUAUAAAAGACUGCACUGCAUUUUCAACGGACACAGAAAUGUUGAUCCCAUCUCUGUUUUUCCUGAGCUGCAGUCUUUCCCUGGGAGCAGGAUUCCGCAAAGGUAUGGAUAGUGUUGGGAAAAGGCAUUAUCAGAUUCAGCACGGACCUUGCAGCUAUUCCUUUUUGCUUCCUGAGAUGGAUAACUGCCGCUCGGUGCCAACUCACUAUGUGUCUAAUACUGUGCAAAGGGACGCUCCAGAAACAGAUAAUGAAGGGUCUAUGCAAAGGCUUCAACAACUUGAAAAUAUAAUGGAAAACAACACACAGUGGCUGCAGAAGCUUGAGAGCUACAUUCAAGACAACAUGAAGAGUGAGAUGGUGCAGAUGCAACAGAAUGCAGUGCAGAACCAAACAGCAGCCAUGCUGGAAAUAGGAACAAACCUCCUCACCAAGACAGCGGAGCAAACCCGUAAAUUAACAGACGUGGAAGCACAGGUUUUGAAUCAAACAUCUAGACUUGAGGUUCAGCUUCUGGAGAAUGCCCUGUCAACCCAUAAAUUGGAAAAAGAAAUAAUGGUCCAGACCAGCGAAAUUACUAAACUGCACCAGAAGAAUGGUUUACUGGAACAGAAAGUAUCAGAAAUCGAAGACAAGCAUGAAGUUGAACUCCAGUCACUUAAACAGGAAAAAGAGCAGCUCCAGAAGUUGGUGACGCGGCAGAACUCUAUCAUAGAGGAGCUUGAGAAACAGCUGGCUACAGCAACAUUGAAUAGCACUGUGCUACAGAAACAACAGUUGGAUCUGAUAGAGACUGUUCACAAUCUGAUCAACCUCGUAUCUCCUACCCACUCAAAGAGUUUAGUUUUAGCGAAAGAAGAACAAAUCCGGUUCAAAGAUUGUGCUGAAGCAUUCAAAUCAGGUCUCACAACAAAUGGCAUCUACACGCUCUUUAUACCCAACACCACCCAACCAAUAAAGGCAUUUUGCAAUAUGGAAUCUAGUGGAGGAGGGUGGACUGUGCUACAACGUCGGGAAGAUGGAAAUAUGGAUUUUCACCGCACUUGGAAAGAAUACAGAAUGGGAUUUGGUGAUCCUGCUGGAGAACAUUGGUUGGGAAAUGAAUUUGUCUACAAGUUAACCAGUCAAAAGAACUAUGCCCUCCGCAUCCAACUGAGAGACUGGGAGGGAAACGAGGCCUUUUCACUCUAUGACCAAUUCUAUUUGGCCAGUGAAGCACGAAAAUACAGGAUUCAUCUGAAAGGCUACAGUGGGACAGCAGGCAAGAUAAGCAGCAUCAGCCAACUAGGAAAUGAUUUUAGUACAAAGGAUUCAGACAACGACAAAUGUAUUUGCAGAUGCUCACAAAUGACAUCAGGAGGAUGGUGGUUUGAUGCGUGCGGUCCAUCCAACCUGAAUGGUCUGUACUAUUCAUUGGGACAGAAUACAAACAGAUUCAAUGGCAUCAAAUGGUACUACUGGAAAGGGUCAGGAUACUCUCUUAAAGGCUCUACCAUGAUGAUCAGACCUGCAGAUUUCUGAUCACAGAUUAUCAAACAUGGAUUGUUUUCGUCAGCCUUUUUGAUAUAUAAAGACAUUUUUUCAGCAAAUCCAUAAAGUUACAAUUACUAUUAUAUUUAUAAAGUUGACUAACAUAUAAACAAUGCAUUAGUAUUUUAAGGUGUCAGUUUAAAAGGAAGAAAAGCUGAUUUAAUGUUGGGAACCAAUGAACAAGCUUGUAAAUUACUGAAAUGUGCUUUGCAUCCAUUUUUAAUCAUAGUCCACUCACAUUUGGAGAAGCUUCUUUGAUCAGUAGACCAACACUGGCAAUACUAAAAUGUUGAAUCCCUUGAAGAAUAGGUUCUUUGUUUUAACUUAAAGGAAUUGCUAAUUAUGGUCAUCUGGGGAAUGUAGACUUUCAUAGUUUGUGAAUGCGUAAUGUAAACUUGAGCAGUGCCCAUCACUUUGAUUUCAGGAGACUAUUCUUCAGCCAAUCAUCGAUCUUCAAAGGAAAAGAAAAACUGGAACUGUGAAUGAUUAUGAUGUAACACUAUUAAAAAGUACCACACACUGUAAAAAGAAAAUGUAAUAUUUACUUCAAAAUAACACUAUGUUGUAUCUGAGCUUUUGCGAUCUUGCAACCCAGCUUUCCUCUCACAGAACACGCUGCAUCGCAUAACGAAUACUACACAAAGUUGAUAGAACUUGGGUUUGAUAACUUAAGUACAGCAGAACCAUGUUUCAUUGUAACGUGAGUUCAGUUGGGAUAUAGUUACCCAACUUACUUACCCCAAAAUAAUAAUCCUUACAUUUGAUAUAGAGCUUCAUCACGUCGGGCGUUGAGUCGUCUCAAAGCGCUUCACAGAAUAUACUGUAAAGUGGAUUGACUGUGUAUUUUUGUGGGUGAAACCCGGCAGUCAAUUCUGUGCAGCAAAAUCCUAAAAUGCAGGCGUCAGUCCAUCAAACCAAACUGCCAAUGGAGCUGGCUGUCUUUCUGUGCACGUUCACAAUGAAUGGGAAAGCACCGACUGGUAAUAUGCCCAGUUAUAGCAUUGGUUGGGAUUUUAUGGACCCCCCUAACUACCUGUGUUAUAGCAGGGCUCCAAUCUUUGGGAAAUUGUAAACAAUACCUGCCACUUAUCAACACUGAUCUGAAUCUUGGAUGACCUAUUGUAGGUUUGAGUUUCCUAAAUCAUUAGAAGAAGUUUAGCCUUCAAACGCAAUUAGGAUUUACUGUCACCACAGAAAUAAGAACUAAACCCAAAGGAUAUAGUUCUUAUGCCAUCUUAAGUCAUAAAUGAUGCCAUUUUGAUCUGGUGAUCUCCCCACAUUCCUCUGAAUUUAAGACUUUGCUGUGAGCUGAAUCCUGAGUUUUUUGACUGGAGGAGAUAUCAAAUAUCUUCAAUGGAAACUCGAGCGAUGCAGCAUAAAAAUGUAUGUUUAAGAGCUAUGGAGAGAAAAAUCAGUGCUUUGAUUAGGCUUUGUAGUUGUGGGCUAAACUUUCUUCAAAGAAAGAAACUAUACCUAUUGCAACAUUCCUCCUUAUUUAUUCAAUUUGCAGAUACAAUUAGGAUUAUCAUCACUGCACUAAAGAGAACGGUGGUGGGCCUCCAAAAGCUUCAACGUUCAGACCAACUUGAACAUUGUGUUAAAGAGCUCGUCAUCUUGCAUGGUCAGAUCAAAGCAACGACGCUUGGUAAAAUCCAAGUUGAACUAGGUAGUUGCUUUGCCGAUUGAAUCAAAAGAAACUAAGCCUAAACUUUGUUUAACAACAACAAAUGAAAUUUAUAUAGUAAUAAAUUUAAGUGAUAGGAAACAAACUGUUGCCUGAUUGUGUGAGCAUUCUUGGUUUGUCUGUAUUGAAAACUGAAGUUCUACAAUUAUAGUUCCCUCCAAUGGAAGAUAUGUACGCAUAUAAGAUUAGCACUACAGGUGAUCUAUGAGGAACAACCAAAUAAACAAGGGCUCUUCAGCCUUGAAAAGAGACAUCUUAGACUCUGUAGAAUCAUUUUAAGAGUCUAAUAAGUGUUGAAAUGUAAAUCCAGAAAAGUAUUUUCAGUUAUACUAAGUCAGCAGGACAAGAGGGCAGGUAAAGAUAAAUGCUAUAAAGGACAAUAUUAGGACAGAUACUAGCAAGCUUUUGUAAAAUUAAAUUAGUGCAUUCCAAGGUUCAUUGAUGUGCCAGAAAGACAGGUUAAAUGUCACCAGUGCCUGAAGUACUGAUAAUAUACUUGUCUCAGCAAUUGGAUCCUUGAGGCCACAACAGAAAAUAGGCACAGCUUUGUUCUCCCUUCACCAGGUGCAUCAUACAUGGCAUAAACUCAAUCCCCAACUCCUGUCUUACAUGCUCUUCCCUGAUGGGCUGAAUAGCCUCCUCCUGUUCUGCAAUGUUUAUAAAGGCGUGUGUGUACUUUUCUUGUAAAUAAAACAUGUAUAAUAA